Messenger RNA from Danaus chrysippus (African queen), 765 nucleotides. NCBI's taxonomy places the organism in Eukaryota, Metazoa, Arthropoda, Insecta, Lepidoptera, Nymphalidae. The record is from the annotation of a GenBank genome assembly.
AUGAAGACCAUUACUUUGACCAUCCUCGCUUUAGCUGCAGUGCUGGACGCGAAGCCCUUCUUUGGUUUUAGAAAAUUUGGAAUAAGAGGCUUAAGAAGUGGCUACGGAAACAGCGUUAUUAGUCUCGGAAACGUUGGUGUUGGAACGGGAGUAUAUAGUCCAUAUAUUCCAUAUGGAUGUGGUGGCAGUUUCCAAGCCCGGCCAGUCAUUAAUCACGCUGAGAACAUAGAAAAUCAUGACGUCGGCGGCAGUGAAUUCUUUAACACUGGAGCCCAAUCCGCUACUGGUUUCAACCAAUUCGGCAACGGUCUCAACCAAGUCGGCACCAGUUUCAACCAAAUUGGCAACGGUCUCAAUCACUUCAGCAACAGACCCAAUAAAUUGAGCAACGGCCCAAAUCAAUUCAACACCGGUCUCAACCAAGUCAGUAACGGUCUCAAUCAGUUUAGCAACGGCCCUAAUCAAUUAAACAACUGCCAAAAUCAAUUCAACACCGGUCUCAACCAAGUAAGCAACGGUCUCAAUCAGUUCAGCAACGGGCCCAAUCAAUUAAACAACUGCCAAAAUCAAUUCAACACCGGUCUCAACCAAGUAGGCAACGGUCUCAAUCAGUUCAGCAACGGCCCCAAUCAAGUCAGCACCGGUCUCAACCAAGUUGGCGACAAUCUCAAUCACUUUAGCAACGGCCCUAAUCAAUUGAGCAACGGCCUCAAUCAACUCAGCAACGGAUGCGGAAGCGUUCAGGAAAUAACUUGUUUAAAUUAA